This is a messenger RNA of Iphiclides podalirius (scarce swallowtail), 216 nucleotides long. Lineage: Eukaryota; Metazoa; Arthropoda; Insecta; Lepidoptera; Papilionidae. The record is from the annotation of a GenBank genome assembly.
AUGCUGCAUAUUGCGACAAGGGUUAGUGCCCUGGGCGUGCCCAAGGCAACGGCGGGAAUUGAUAGCGGUACGUUGGACCGCGCCAUGUCCAUUCCCGAGCCUUGUUCCAAGCGUGUAAGUGUUCCGUUCUAUAUCGAGGUAGGCCACGCGGAAGCCUGGCUCGCCUCAAGAAUUAAUUUCAUAUUUUGCCCCCGCUACGCAUGUGCAGCUAAUUCU